Messenger RNA from Rotaria socialis, 2664 nucleotides. Lineage: Eukaryota; Metazoa; Rotifera; Eurotatoria; Philodinida; Philodinidae. The record is from the annotation of a GenBank genome assembly.
AUGACUUCGUUCAUUAUCAUAUGUUUUCUACUAUUUUUACCCGCUUAUUCAUUAGAUGCAGAAAAACCAAAAGAAAAUGUUACAAACGCGUAUGAAUUUCAAUCAAAUAUUGAUUACAUAUAUCACUAUGCAACUGACGUUCAUAUGGAUCAUAAAAUUUGGGCUGGUCCUGAAGAAAGCCAUACGAAACGUAAUUCUGAUGCCGCAUUUCAUUUAUACGCUCGGAUUAAUUUGACCAGUGUUUGGCACAGUGCAGAUGAAAAACAGCAUUUAUUAAAACUCGAAUUAAGCGAUGCUCGUUUUAUCAAUCGGACGCAUUCACAUAGUAUGAUCGAUUGUUUAGCAUUAAGUACUCUUACAAGAUAUCCAUCCAUGUUUAUGUGGGAUCAAGGCAUCGUAUCAUUAAGUUAUUUUAAUGAAAAUGAUAAUUUAGCGGCGAUCAAUUUAAAAAAAGGCAUUAGUUCUCUAUUUCAAUACAAACAAGAUAACAAAACAGAAACUGAUACACUAGGAAAAUGUAAUACGGAAUAUAGAAUUUAUGAAGAUCGUCUUGUUAAAGAUAAAACAGAUUGCUCAAAUGUUCAAUAUAAUGAUGAAUAUAGUAGUGCGAAACAGGCGUUUAAUUAUUCGAUGGAUUUUCAAUCCACAUGUGUUUAUCAAUUUGAAAAUGGAACAAUCAAAUCUGCGUCAUGUUCGGAUAUGGCUUUUCCAAGAUUAGUUAUUCCUGAAGUAGCUGGAUUUCGUAUUAUGUCAAGAUUAAGUGUUGAUCUUAUUGAUAAGGCCGAUAAUGAUAAACAUCAAGUAUUUUCAAGUUCAGAUGCAGCAUUGAAAUCAAUAUUAAGUAUUACAUCGGAUCAAUAUCAUCCACUUGAAACAGAAAAACAAAAUCACCCAUGUGAUGAUUAUUGUGAAAGAUACGAAGAAUUUAUUCAAGAUCAUAGUAAAGACUUAUCACGUAUAGCUGUUGGUAAUCGAACAGCAAGCGAUGUAUUUUUACAUUUAAUUGCACUUACAAAAAGACAAGGUGAACCAAUGUUAAAUAAAGUACUGGAAAAAGCAUCGAAAACGAUUAAAUUUACAAUUAUCGAAGCAUUUGUAUCAGCACAAACGCCAGCUUCGUUGAAUGCAGUUUUUAAAAGUUUAGACAGCUCCAAGAAUAAAGGUGAAUUAACUGAAGUAUUUCUUAUGGCGAGUGCAUUUGCACCAAGACCAUCAGAAUUGUUACUUGAGAAAGUUUUGGAACGAUUGCCAAAAUUCGCAUCCAUGGAUAGUCAAAUUGAACAAAGCGCUUAUUUAGCAUUGGGAGCAAUUGUCAAUAGAUUGUUUGAUGCAAAUAAAAAAUCAGCUGCUAUUGAAAAAUAUACAACACUUCUUCAUAAUACUAAGAAAAAAUCGUUAGUUUAUUUAUCGUUAUAUAAUGCUAAACUUGAAUUGUACGAAUCAAUGAUUGUCGAUGAAAUUCGUCGUUGUAAUGAUACAGCUGUUUGUUGGUUAGCAUUGAACGCGUUAAGUCAAUAUAAUCCAGAAAAAAUUUCCAAACAUAUUAUUGAUAUUCUUCGCUCAAUUUAUCAUGAACAAGCAGGAAGACCAAAAACAAAUUUACAAAUUCGACAGAUUUGCGGUCAACUUUUACUUCGAACAGAUAUUUCAAUUGGUGAUCUUGUUAAUCUUAUCCUUUCGGCUCUUGAUAAAACAAAUCAUCAAUUGGGCGCCUAUAUGUGGCGUUUGAUUUCUUCAACGGCUGAACAUAAUGAAUUACUUUUUCGAAAAAUGAAAUAUAUAUCUAACGGUGGUUUAAUUGAUAUGACAUAUGAUAGUAUAGCUUAUAAAGGCCAAUCAGACUUUUAUCGUCGACCAUUUGUAGAAACAUUUGGGUUUGGUGUUUAUUAUACAGUAUCACAGCUAAUGAGUCGUUUGGGAGCUUUACGUGAAAGUGAUUUUGAUCUUCAUAUUCAACAACAUGAGAAAAAUGAGAAAUUUAAUCUUCUAUCAUUUGGUGUAAGUGCCUCAGGACUUGAAGCUUAUGUUAGUGAUGAUGGAAAAGCAAGUGAUACAGGAGAUGAAAAUCUUCAAGCAGAAUUAAGAAUUUCACUUUUAAACAUGCAAUUACGACCUGUUGUAUUGUUCAAUGGAGUUACAGGAUUAAUGUCUGCUGUUUGGAGUGCACCAUCAGAACUUACAUCAGCAUUUAAAAGUAAUGUAAUGGUUCAUGAUUUAUCUCGUUAUAUUCAUCUUCACAAUGGUUUUGUUGUUCAUUAUGAAGCUCAAAGUGCGGCUUCACUGGACUUAUCUGGCAUGGCCUCGAUCAGUUUAUGGAAUAAAAAUUCGCAUUCAGUUAUUCGCAUCAGCUCGGGCCUAAGUGUUCAUAGUCAUGUUGAUAUUUUAAACGAUUUCGUCAUAACUGGUAUUAAUGUAACGAUCAAUACUAAUGCUGUGGUGGAUUAUACAACGGAUGUUGAUUAUUCCGAGGCACCGAUUAGUGUUUGCAUGCAAAUGAGUGUACAUCCAACGAAAGUUUAUGAUCACGUGGAAAAUUUCUAUUCAUUGAAACGAACAAAAGCUUUGCGAUGGUCUGCAAAUCGUACACGUCAUGUACUUGGUCAAGAUUAUAAAUUUACGCCGAAAAAUGAUGCCAUGUGUCGACAAAUUCAUUUGAUUAAAUAA